Molecule: messenger RNA, 4141 nt
Organism: Lingula anatina
Lineage: Eukaryota; Metazoa; Brachiopoda; Lingulata; Lingulida; Lingulidae
Product: serine/threonine-protein kinase N2
Biological process (GO): protein phosphorylation; signal transduction
Molecular function (GO): ATP binding; protein serine/threonine kinase activity; small GTPase binding
Source: RefSeq, a predicted model, not a curated record
UUUUCAAAGGUUUACUAAGUAUAUUUUCAUUGGCUGAAUUUGACCUCUCACGUGACCUCAGGAUCUGUAAAUUCAGGGACGGUAUCUCCACCGAUAAAGUUAUGUGAAUGUAUGAAGUCAAAAUACUCGUCUUUUCGGGUGUAGAUGAGUAGACGGAGUCUUGAUUCAUUACAAUUCACACAGGCGUCGAUCACAUCUGAAGGAUUAAGGACAGACUCCCACGCUACAAGGCGUGGCCAGACACCAAAUUUGGGUGGUGUUUUGACUUGGAAGCACUACUUCCAAAAUGGCCGAACCUACUACUGGCACCUUGUAUUACCAGCCAAACAUGAAGUACAACACAUACGGAGCAUUUGUACAAAGAUAUGGCCUUGAUGACGGUCUGUCUGAGGCCAGAAUACAGGAGGAGCUAGAAAAUAUUCGUGAAGAACUCAAGAAAGAGAUACGCAAGGAACUCAAAAUUAAAGAAGGUGCAGAACGCAUGAUGAAAGUGACAACGGACAAAAAAAGUUUGCAGAACUUGAAUGGGGUAGUAAAAACUGCCAAUGGCAAGUUGCAAGAUUUGCAUCAAGAACUACAAGAGCUCAAUGCUCACCUAUUAGUAUCCAACAGGAAUACCCAGGACAACGUACCAGUGGAAACAGUCCAGUCCCCAGAGAAAGAAGGUCAGCCACCAGAACAGGUCACCCCUCAUAACCAGAAACUGGUAUCUUUACAAAAACAGUUGGAUAUUGAACUCAAGGUGAAGCAAGGAGCAGAGAACAUGAUCCACAUGUAUGGUGCUUCUAGGGAUAAAAAACUACUGGCAGAGGCCCAGCAGAUGCUCAGUGAUGCCAAAACUAAAAUAGAGAUUAUACGAAUGCAGAUCCUGAAAGCCAGUCAGCAGCAGCAGCAGCAGAAUAUAAGUGAGAACGAGAAGGAGAAUAAUUCCAGCUCAUACUCUCAAGCAGAAAUCCUGUCUCCACUGGAGUUGAGGAUAGAGGAACUCCGUCACCACUUGAAGAUAGAAUCCGCUGUGGUAGAGGGCGCUAAUAAUGCCAUCAAAUUAUUAAAGAAUGCUAAGUCAAUUGAUAAAAAAGCACUUCAAGAGGCUCAAAUCAGUUUAAACGAGAGCAGUCAAAAAUUAGAACUUAUACGAUAUUCCCUAGAAAGGAGAAUUCACGAACUCUCGCCUGACAUUCAGGCAUCAAAACUGCAAAUUUUAAAAGAGGAGCUCUUAGCGUCCAGUCCUGUUAGUUCUUACGUCCAGGGCAGCAAGCUGACCAAGGAGCUACAGAAGAACUCCAGUUUAGCAAGGGCAGCUGCUUUGACAGGAACUCUGCAAGUGAGGUUGAUGGGCUGUCAAGGUUUACUAGAGGACAUCCCCGGCAGAACACGGAGGAGGAACAGUGUAGGGGCAGUGGCUAGUCCGAACGAGAAAGGUGGAUUUAUGAAAAGCUUCCAUGGCAGAAGUAGCAAUAAAACGUACAGCUUGAAGGAUGAAACUUCAAGUGAUAUAAUGGCAGUGCUCAAACUUGAUAAUCAAAGAGUUGGCCAGACUGCCUGGAAACCCUGCAGUCAGCAGUGCUGGGAUCAGAGAAUGUGUAUAGACUUGGAUAGGUCCAGAGAAGUAGAGAUUGCCAUCUACUGGAAGGACUGGAGACAGAUGUCUGCUGUGAAAUUCCUGAGACUAGAAGACUUCCUGGACAACCAGAGGCAUGGUAUAGCUAUACACCUAGAACCCCAGGGAAUUCUCUUUGCAGAAAUUACUUUCUUAAAUCCAACAAUAUCAAGAGUACCCAAACUUCAAAGGCAGCGGAAGAUUUUCAAACAUAAAGGCAAGAACUUCCUGAGACCCAACCAGAUGAAUAUCAAUGUGGCAACGUGGAGCCGGCUCAUGAUCAAACGUGCUAUACCCCAAACCUGUUCAUCAGAGAGCUCUGCUCUAAGUCCUCCUAUGCAAAUCACCUCUCCAAUCCCUCUAGAUCGAGGUCCUCCCAUCUACCAGAUCAACUUUGAGCCCAAGACUCCAGAAACCCAAACUCCUGCUGCCAACGGGACCACGCCCAGGUCUCCUCUACAAACAGAAAUGCCAGAAUUAUCCGAUGUCACACAAGCAUUGUCGAUGUUUGACUUCCUGCCAGAUCAAAGUUUAGAUGCUCAGACUGUGGACCUAGACAACACCCCUGCAGACCUGCCUCCGCAACCCCCCAUCCCAGCCAAGAGGAAAAACAGAGAGAUCGUGGCGCCAGCUCCAAAAAUAACAGAACCAGAGCCUGAAAGAAGGCCCACAUCUUUGCUCACAACUGAUAACUUCCGCUGCAUUGCUGUACUUGGAAGGGGACAUUUUGGAAAGGUUCUUCUAGCAGAAUACAAGAACACAAAUGAACUGUUUGCUAUAAAGGCCCUGAAGAAGGGUGACAUCAUUUCAAGGGACGAAGUUGAGAGUUUAAUGUCCGAGAAGAGAAUCUUUGAAACUGCAAACUCCAUGAGGCACCCAUUCUUAGUCAAUUUGUUUGCUUGUUUCCAAACUCAGGAACAUGUGUGUUUUGUAAUGGAGUAUGCCCCUGGGGGUGACCUGAUGAUGCACAUACAUAACGAUGUCUUCUCAGAGGUGCGGACAGUUUUCUAUGCAGCCUGUGUGGUCUUGGGAUUGCAAUAUCUUCAUGAACAUAAUAUUGUGUACAGGGAUUUAAAACUAGACAACCUGCUCCUGGAUGCUGAAGGGUACCUGAAGAUAGCAGACUUUGGUCUCUGUAAAGAAGGGAUGGGUCAUGGGGACAGAACCAGCACAUUCUGUGGGACGCCAGAGUUUCUUGCCCCCGAGGUUCUCACGGAGACCUCCUACACCAGGGCUGUGGACUGGUGGGGGCUCGGCGUGCUCAUAUUUGAGAUGUUAGUUGGGGAGUCCCCCUUCCCUGGUGAUGAUGAGGAGGAGGUGUUUGACAGCAUAGUUAACGAAGAAGUGCGAUAUCCACGCUUCCUGUCCUCAGAGUCAAUUGCAAUAAUGAGGCGGCUUCUCAGGCGUAACCCAGAGAGAAGGUUAGGUUCCAGUGAACGUGACGCUGAAGAUGUUAAGAAACAGGCAUUCUUUAGGAAUGUGAACUGGGAUGAUCUUCUGAUGAGGAAAACCAAACCACCGUUUGUUCCCACUAUUAACUCAACAGAGGAUGUAAGUAACUUCGAUGAAGAAUUCACGUCAGAACGCCCAAUCCUGACCCCACCUAAGGAGAGACGCCCACUCACAAACAACGAGCAGUUGCUCUUCAAAGACUUUGAGUACAUGGCUGACUGGUGUUAGCAGUGGUUGGUUGAAACCUUUGCAUGUAACCUCAAGAAUGUUGAACAAUUUGCCACGAGCCUCAGCGUCUAUGACCUUGACCUAACCAAUGUUGAGUAGGAAGGCAUAGUACGUGGGUUAUGUGGACUUGUUUGCUGAACUGAGCAGCUCUGGGUCACACAGAUGUAUCGCACCAAUGUCACAGAUCUUCACACGUAGAAAAGAACAAAACAGACCUUGAAAGAUGCAGCUCAGCAAGUGGUGGUUAUUUCCUGUUUUUAGCUUGUGUUUUCAUGUCUUCAUACUUCACAGAGAGUUUGUGAGCAAGUUUGUCAUAACCAGUACCAUGGGGAUCCAUUCUAUGGACUCCUUUUGGGAGGCGGAAUUUCAACUAGCUGUUCCCCUUGGGAGUAGGAUGUCAUUUUGUUAACUGAGCUGUCUUUACCGUCCAGUUCUAGAUUACAGAGGAGGUGGCCAAGUGACAUGCAUUGAAGAUCUGAUGUUUCCAUGAAUCGUCCAUGUUUGACUUUGACGCAUGUUUCUCCCUUUAAAACUGCUGGAUGAUAUUUGGACUGAUAUGCAAAGGUUUUUCUGAAGUUGAGGGCAGACGAAAUGAGAAGUUAAAAUAGUCUGAACAAUGGGGAACAGGGAGUGAGACUUUCAUGCUAGUAUGUGAAGAGUGCAGUCAUUUUCACUGUCAGGAACAGUACAUGACUGGAUGUAUUAUUUGUAGUUUGAAGGGUAAUUUCUACUGUCAAUUUGUGGCAUGAAGGAUCAACCUCUUCUUAAGCUAAUUGGAUGUGGCCACAACUGUACCCAAGAAACCCUUUGAAGGCCAGUCAGCAACCUCUUAUAUUUAAUAGCUGUGAACUUUGUGGACAU